AUGGGCUGGGCCAGAUUCACCCUGGCCACCUUGGCCAAUUCUUCUCUGGGCCAUUGCUGCCAUUUACGGUGGCCUCUCAGCGCCAGUUUCCCCCAAACAUCACGUAGCGCAAGGGAUAAAAGCUACAUUCAGUACCGCUCCUCGUCUGAUCCGCUUGUCUCCCAUGGACGCCACUUUGGUCGAACGGUAUUCACGCUUUGUAAUUAUCCUUCCUUGCUCACCAAUGGUAUCCUGAGAUUGGAGCAAAUGGAAGACACCCCAUUAGAGGAUUUCUCUGCUGAAGAGCGGCGGGAACAUCGCGUCUUUGAGCAGCUGUUGGACUCCUAUCCCGGCCUUCUGGAGAGAGCGGCGGGUGCCAGAGGCGACGACACAAAAACACUAAAGUCUGCAGUACUCGAUUGGGUGACCCCGAAGGGUGAAGCAAUACAGCCUCCUUUACAUUGUAACUCCAAAAUUGACCGCGGUUUCAACCAUCCACUUACUGGAUCUCUCCUCUGUCCUGCUGGGCUGGACUGGAACAACCCUCAGACGAAGGAGAAUUUGCGAAGUGGUGAAAUACUGGUCUGUGGGGAUCAAUGGCCCAUUUUCUUGUACGCCCACCACAUUUAUGACCCUGAAGACCUGUGGUGCGGCCUUCUCAGAAGCCGCUUACUAGUAUGUAGUCCAUUCACUGUAUGUUCAGUUGACAGAGAGCCGAAAGCUACACGAUCCGGAAACGCUCGUCUCCACGGGAUGAAAUCCGUCACCAUCGCUUCUAUUGCAUACAUCGCAACUCAGGUUUUGUUUUCACGGACCGACACAACAACAGACUCAGAAAUGUUUUAUCAUAGUUUCCUCGAUCUGUUAGAAGACCCUGAGGAAUUCAAGGAAGUUGAUGAGCUGUUGACCUGGUGGAAUCGUCAAGUUUUUCCUACCUCCUUUGCUGCCAAGAGGGCUAUCAGUGUCAACAGCGCCUUAUUCAAGAUCCGACAAAAGUGUGUUGCCCUCAAACAGGCUACAAAUGUCCCUUUGUAG
Molecule: messenger RNA, 1014 nt
Organism: Suillus fuscotomentosus
Lineage: Eukaryota; Fungi; Basidiomycota; Agaricomycetes; Boletales; Suillaceae
Exons: 9
Coding region: 1-1014 (337 amino acids)
Source: RefSeq, a predicted model, not a curated record